Molecule: messenger RNA, 339 nt
Organism: Panicum virgatum (switchgrass)
Lineage: Eukaryota; Viridiplantae; Streptophyta; Magnoliopsida; Poales; Poaceae
Product: succinate dehydrogenase subunit 3-1, mitochondrial-like
Exons: 2
Coding region: 1-339 (112 amino acids)
Biological process (GO): mitochondrial electron transport, succinate to ubiquinone; tricarboxylic acid cycle
Cellular component (GO): membrane
Molecular function (GO): succinate dehydrogenase activity; electron transfer activity
Source: RefSeq, a predicted model, not a curated record
AUGGAGAAGUAUAACAACACUCAGUUUGCGCCCUUGAGAGAUGCUCCAUUUGCUCUCCGUGGUGCUAUUGGUGGCUCGAACUCAAAUCUUGAGCAAGCCAGAGGCUACACAUCUUUGCCUCUAGCAGCCCUGCGACCAAAUGUGUCUGCACCUGGAAGCCGAGCCAUGCACACAAGCCGCCCCAUGGCAGCUCCUGUUGCAAACCGCCCAUUGUCGCCCCACCUCCCACUGAAGAAGCCACAGUUCAGUGCUACGUUCUCAAUCUCGCACCGUAUUUUCGGUGUCGCGUUGGGAGUUGCCAUCAUAUCUGUCCCUCUUGCCACCAAUAGUUCAACCUGA